AUGAGCUUCGAACAGCGCUCGAGAGUGCUGGACUUCCUCGAGAUCGACGAAGCUAGUGUCGCAAAGACGCUAGGCAUUCGUUGGCGGGCCACGUCCGACGAGUUCUUUUUCGUCACCGCCGAGAUGGUGUCCAAACCAUCUUUCAGCAAGAGAGAAGUGCUGUCACAGAUCGCCAAGUUGUUCGAUCCUGCAGGUUGGCUUGCUCCCGUGGUCAUUUGGGCCAAGAUUUUUAUGCAAGAAAUCUGGAAGCAAGAAAUCGGCUGGGACGACUCCUUACCGGCGGAUCUCACAGAGCAGUGGACCAGUUUUCUGCGAAACUAUUCGUCCUUGCAGGACAUCCGCAUCCCUAGAUGGACCAACUACACUCCCGGCGCAAAAAUCCAAUUCCACGGUUUUUGCGACGCCUCUCAAAGCGCGUAUGGAGCCGCUCUUUACGCACGUGUGGAAACAGCUGGACAAGUGUCUGUGAGCCUUCUAGUAGCGAAGACUAGAGUUGCACCUAUCAAGACGGUCUCUCUACCUCGUCUUGAGCUGUGCGGAGCUCUCCUGUUGGCAGAAUUAUCCGCCGCCCUCCUACCACAUUUUCCCACCCCCGACGCUGAGACGUACCUGUGGACAGAUUCCACUAUAGUUCUGGCAUGGUUGGACAAGCAGCCAUGCAAGUGGACCACUUUCGUGGCGAACCGAGUGGCCAAGAUUCACUCGGUGAAUGGCACUUGGCAACAUGUUCGUUCCGAACGCAAUCCAGCCGAUCUGGCAAGCCGCGGUGUCUCGCCGCAAGAGCUAUUGGCCGGUCGCCUUUGGUUCGAUCGAGCGCUCCGAGUGUUUGCGUAUGUGCGAAGGUUUGCCCAGCGUUGCCGCCAACCCAAGGUCUCGUUUCCAGAGACGCUCAGCUCUCAAGAGCUUGCAGAAGCUCAAGAGAGGCUGAUUGUACAGGCUCAGAAUCGGGUAUACGCGAAAGAGUGUGCUUCCCUCCGGUCCCAUAAUCGUCUAAUCGGGUCAAGCGAUAUCCUAAGCUUGAAUCCGUUCCUUGACAAGCAAGGUGUCCUGCGUUCCUGUGGACGCGUAAGAGCAUCCACCUCCUUAUCCUACGACGAACGGCAUCCAAUAAUUCUCCCGUUCGGCUGCGUGUUUUCACGCCUCCUGGUUUCCUUCACGCAUCAAGUCUCCCUCCAUGGAGGCAACCAAUUGGUGAUGCGGCUGGUCCGAACCAAGUUCUGGAUUCCCAAGCUGAGGAACUUGGUGAAGACAGUAAUUAGUGCAUGCAAGACCUGCGUGAUUCAUCGCCGCAAGCUCCAGUCGCAGCUGAUGGGUGAUCUCCCAACCGCCCGGUCGACUUUUUCGCGACCUUUCACUAACUCCGUAGUAGACUUCGCCGGUCCCUUCGACGUCAAGAGCUACGUCGGACGGGGCUGCAAGAUUACGAAGGGUUACGUAUGUGUCUUCGUGUGCUUCAGCACGAAGGCAAUCCAUCUUGAGGCGACCACGGAUCUGACAGCGGAAAAGUUCUUGGAAGCUUUCUCCCGAUUCGUGGCACGGCGCGGGUGCCCUCUUCACAUGUACUCUGACAACGGGAAAACGUUCGUCGGAGCCUCCUCCAUUCUCUCCAAAGAAUUUGUGGAGAGCACCCGCAACCUGAUUGUCACCACUCACAGCCAUCAAGGUCUUGCAUGGCAUUUCAACCCACCUGGUGCCCCUCACAUGGGUGGUCUCUGGGAAGCAGGCGUCAAGAGUUUCAAGACGCAUUUCUACAAGACGGUUUCCUCCGUAAAACAUACAUUCGAGGAACUUUCCACCCUCCUUUCCAAAAUUGAAGCGUGCCUCAAUUCGCGGCCUUUGUCUCCUAUGUCAGAGGAUGUGAGCGACUUGGCGGCACUUACUCCCGGUCAUUUCCUGAUCGGGGGUCCGCUACUCUCCAUGGCGGAGCCAGAGUCCACGAUCUCCAGAUCGGUGACAUGGUGGUCAUCAGAGAGGAGAAUAUACCACCACAAGAAUGGCGCCUCGGGCGUGUGUUGCCCGCUUGCCCAGGUGCUGAUGAAAGGGUCCGUGUGGUAA
Molecule: messenger RNA, 2055 nt
Organism: Drosophila albomicans
Lineage: Eukaryota; Metazoa; Arthropoda; Insecta; Diptera; Drosophilidae
Exons: 3
Coding region: 1-2055 (684 amino acids)
Biological process (GO): DNA integration
Molecular function (GO): nucleic acid binding
Source: RefSeq, a predicted model, not a curated record